CUAAACAAACUGAUCAUAAAUAUAUGGUGCCCAACCGCUGUACUUCUAAAUGGCACUGCCAACCUGCGUCAAAUGAAACAGCUGUUGUUGUUCGCGCCAAAUUGAGCUGCACUGCGCCUAUAUGUGUGCGUGUUCAACUGCGUUUUAUUUGUGUUUUAAAUUUUAUUUGGAAGAAGUAAAAAACCUGACCCAGAAAUAUGAGUGCAACCGUUGCAGAAACUGCAACAGCAGCAGAAAAUGCUGAGAAGCCAGACGAUUCAAUGGAAAAAUUACAAAUGGACGAUGAAGACGAAAAUAACGUGUCUGUUGAAGAUAUUUUGGGUGGUGAAGCGUUGCUGAUGUCGGACAGCGAUGAUGACGAGACGCCUGCACCAGCAAGUAAACAAAUAUCGCCCACAAAUAGUGACCCAAAACUACAGGACAGCGAUGAUAAUCGGAAUGAAGAUACAGCAAAAGAAGUAGUGGAGGAGAUUGUAGCACCCAAGCAUAAAAAGAAGAUAUCAGCAAUAAUUGACUCUGAUAGCGAAGAGGAGCGAGAAAAGAUGGAGACAUAUUCAGGGACAGCAAAAUCAGAAGAGAGGGAAAUCAGUCAUAAGGAAGAAGAAGAAGACGUAACGACAAAGAAAAAUAUAUCAGCAAUAGUUGAUUCUGACAGCGAAGACCAAGAUGUAGAAGACAAAGAUUCUGAGAAAACAGCAACAAUAGAUACGACAAACAAUGAUGCAGAAGAGGACGAAGGCCUACCGUCAAAACCUAAGCCUAAAAAAAAAAUAAGUGCAAUUAUUGACACGGACAGCGAAGAUGAGCAGCAGGAUAAAGAGGAGGAGAAGAGAAACAACAAACAAAACAAAAACAAGAAGUCAGAGAAGAAAAAGAAACAGCGAUUGGAAAGCGAUGAUGAGCCGAACUCCCAGUCGAGCGAUGACGAAUCAAGUGACAAGGAACCAAAAAAUAAGCUUAAAGGCAUUGUUGAUUCUGAAUCCGAAUCGGAGCGUAGUAAUAAUGAAGAGCCAACGGAACAACAGGAGACAACUGACACCUCUAAAGACAAACAACGCAAAGCCAAGCCCAUGCGGGCCUCAGCUAAGAAAGCUUUAGAUGGGAUGCAGGCUAUUCAAAGUGAACAGCAAAGGCUGCAUAGAGAGGCACAUAUUACCGUGCCCUACCAUCAACCCAAGCCCCGCACGCUGAAAGAGUUCCUUAGCAGACGCACAAUCAACAAACCACUUGCAGUGGCUUUGGCCGGCGGAAGCCCCAUGCCAAGCAAAAAGGAACCUAGAAGAUCAUUAGCUCUACGCAUGAAUAACGAGGAGUUGCAGGCAUAUGCCAAACUGAUGGAGGAACGCGCCAAGGAAGCCACCGAGUUCUUUAAAUCUGAAUCGGAACAUGAAGAUGAAGAUAGAGAUGAAGAUGAAGACGCAGAGGAUGAACCUAUGGACACAAAAGAUAAAAUAGAUGAAGGGGACACUGAAUUAGGAGACCAACUGGAAGAAAAAGCAGUUUCUGUUGCAACUGAGGAUCAGUUAGCUCUUCCAGAAACCGAGCCAGUACUUGAGAACACUGCAGAAGUCACUGAGGCCGAAGCACUAGAAGAUAAUCAAGCGAUGGCUGAAACCAUUUCGCCUACUAAAACAAGACUGGUAACUGAGAUUGUCGAGUUGCCCAAGCUGGAUUUAAGUGCUUUGGACAUUGAAUCGCCUUCAAAGCCCUCUACGCCACGUAUAAGUGAAGUCAUACGACGUCUAAAAAAUGAGAAGAGCAGCGAUAUUAGCCCUUCAUUGAAGGGUGAUGCCAACAUGGUCAUUGAUUUGGAAACGGGUGACAUGUUUACCAAGAAACCAACGGGAGUUGAUGAUUUGCUGCAGCGUCUGAUGAAAACACGAGAGGCUAAAAAGCACAAGACUACGGAGACUGUUAACAUAUUGUCAGCUACACAUGGUAAGCUGGAGCUGUCGAAGGUGAGCAUACAUUUGCAUGAGGAGGAGCCUGUCAACAAGGAGCAAAAGCCAGGCGCAGCCUACCUAAAGCUGCAGGAUCAUCUCAAGACAUUGAUAACCAAAAAGCGAAUGGAAGAGCUGCGCAAAAAGAAAGUUGAGGAAAUGGAAAAUACAAUUGAUGAAGCAGAGGAAGAUGAAGAUAUGGAUGUAGAUGAUGCUGAACCUGCAGAAUAUGAGCCACAUACAAAGCCUAACAAAAGUGAACUGAUAAUUAAUGAUGAUGAGGAAAUUGUUGAUGAAGAGGAUGCGGUAGAGGUUGAAGGUGUAGACGAGGAUGAAGAUGUGGAAGUUGAAGGUGAUGACGAAAAUGCAUGUUUGGCGUUAGAGUCAGCUGAAGAGGUAUCCGAGCAAGAGGAAACUAGUAGCAGCGAUAGCGAACCAGAAGACCAGACACAUCCGAGUAAGCGUAAAAAUCGUAUUAUCCGCGCAUUCCAGGACGACAACUCCGAUGAAGAUGAUGUGGAUUUGCUUCAGACGCCCAAGCCAAGCAAUGUGCUGCCAGUGACAAGCGACGAUCUACAAUUAUCUGCCCAUAAGCUGUUCGACACGGAAAUUCAGCGCUCGGCCAGCGACGAAGAGAACGAACUGCUUGGUCUGUGCUCCGGAAGAUUUACUCAGUCUGAAACUUCAUCAGCAGCACCAACGGUUGGAGCAUUUAUUAGUCAAAUUCCCAUAACCCAAACAACUCCAAGCACUCAACCCGAAGAAUUGGAGGCCCUGUGUUCGGGCACUUUUGAAACACAGCAAGCACCAGAGAGCAACAAAAUACUGUCCAGCGAUGAGGAGGCAAAGGAACAAUUGGAGACUGAAAAGCCGCGACAGAAAAAAUUGACUAAGAAGAGGCAAAAGAAGAAGGCCAAAUUGGGUUUCUCCGAUGAUGAAGAAAGCGAGGAUAACUCAGAUGACAAUAUGGACGAGGCGCAGGCAGAUAGUGAUGUAGAAAAGCCCGAAGAAGUACCAGAGACAUUCGUUGACUAUGACUCUGAAGAGAAUGAAAUUGUAGUCGAAAUGACAAAGAAAGAUCGUAAAUUACGUGCAUCGAACUUUGUGGAGAAGGAAGCUGAAUUAUCUGAAUCGGAAUGGGGCUCGGCUGAUGAGGAUGAAAAGAACAUGGACUGCUACGAUAUAGAGCUUGGUGACGAGGAUCAGUUUGAUCGGGAGAAAAUCCGUAACGAACUGGGACAGAUUCACGCACGGAAAAUGCUUGACCAGGACAUACGAGAAGUGCGUAAGAUAAAGGAGAUGCUCUUUGAGGAUGAGGAGGGUGCAGUGCGUCAGCGUCAGUUUCGUUGGAAAAAUUCGGAUAAUGGUUUAGGCUUUAGCUUAGACGAUCCCCGCAAUCAGAACGGCGAUGGUGAAGCUUAUGAGGGCAGCGGUGAUGAAGAGAACGAGCAUUUGUGGAGGAAGAUUCGCUACGAGCGAGAGCAGUUGUUACUCGAGAAGGGACUAAAGGGGGCAGCAGCAGGCAGCGCCUCACCUCUGUCACCCUCUGUGGCUAACAGCAAUGCAACUAUUCGCAAGCUAACCAUAAUAACAGCUAAGAAAACUACAGUGGAGGCAAAGAAGAGUUCACCAUUCCUGAUCUCAAAAAACACACAGCAGCAGCAGAAUCAACAGCGUGCGGCGCGUGGAUCGUUUCUGGUACGGGAUAAGGAGACACUUAGCAAACUAGCUGGUUUGACGAAAGGCUCAGCUGGUGAUGUGGACGGAACAGCUGGCACUGUUUCCGUAAAAUCUGCCAAAGCUAAGAACUUUGUCUUUGCCACGUUAACUGAGGAGGAGCAUGAGAGUCAAAAGCGAAAAGCGGCAGAUUUGUUAAAUAGCAGCAGUGAGACGGGCAUUAAUUUUAUGAAAAAGCCGAAACUGGAGCCUCGCCGUGAGAAGUGCCUUAUCGAUCAACUGCUUUAAAAUUAAAUUAACUUUUAAUUAGAUAUAAUUUGCAUUAAAUAUAAAUUAAAGAUAACAUGUCUU
Molecule: messenger RNA, 3968 nt
Organism: Drosophila hydei
Lineage: Eukaryota; Metazoa; Arthropoda; Insecta; Diptera; Drosophilidae
Product: claspin
Exons: 7
Coding region: 198-3905 (1235 amino acids)
Biological process (GO): mitotic DNA replication checkpoint signaling; activation of protein kinase activity; mitotic G2 DNA damage checkpoint signaling
Molecular function (GO): anaphase-promoting complex binding
Source: RefSeq, a predicted model, not a curated record